AUGGAGAUGGCGCUUCAGCUUCAACGGAUACUUGGUUGCAUUGGACCGAUGAUGGACUCCUCUCGUGUGAGGAUCAGCCGGACCAUUGGGGUCUUGAAUAUUCGACAAGAAGGGGACGUCGUCCAGAGAGCAAAGUCGAACAUCAAUGAAAGGCUGGAGAAGCGCUCGGUAGGGAGAAAACCUUCACGCGAGCGAGCUCCUGUUGCGUCCGAGCAAAGUGUCGCUGCUUCCGAUUCCACAGGAAGGAAUGCCCUUCCGAUCUCACAGAGGGAAAGUCGUCGAGGGAGCCUAGUCGAACAGCGACUAAGGAGCCGGGGAAGCAACGCGAAGGGGAGAGAGAGCGCGAGAGAGAGCCAGCGGGAACUAGAGAGAUCAGAGGCCUCUCUUCUUCAACUUUUUAUCGACAGGAGAGUGAGAUCGUGCAGGCGACGUGCGAAGAAGCUACGUCGGCGUGCGAGCGAUGUGCGAUGUUGGACGCCAAAGCAGCUUGAUGUUGCGGUUCUUCAAUAUCAAAAUCAAAAGCUUUUUCAAGAACUGGAAGCUCUGAAGGUUGAGUACAUUCUUUGUGAGGAUAAGUGCAACAAUCUUAAAAAACAUCAAGAGACUUAUGAGCGCAUAGUAGCAGUUGUUAAUAAUUCCUGGGAGCAGCUAGUUACUGAUUUGGAAUCAUGCUCUAUUAGCACCAAUGAAUCUGCAAAUACCCGACGUGAUUUACAAGGUUCCCAAAAGCUGAAGGAUGGAGCAUUCAUCCCCAUUCAGGAUGAUUUUUUGAGCAAACUAUUCGAAACUGGCGCAACAGAAUGCUGCUCUUAUAGUGAUUCUGCUGGUCAAAUGGAGUCUCAUACACAACUAACAAGUGAAACAACCAAAAACAUUUUACAGAACAUAGUAUCUUCUAUUAAUUGGACGUGGCAUGUAAGGGAGGAUGCUGCUUCUUCGCUUCAAGCUACUUGCUCUGAAGCUGGAGCGCAACUACGGAAAUCUGUUAAUGAUCACAGGAUGGAAGUUAGGAGCCUUGUAUUGGGAGUAAAUGACCUGCAUUUGAAGCUUAGACUGUUAACAAAUAGCACUUAUAAUCUUAGAGACAUGGAUGCUGUUUUUAAAGCAGAUCAAAAGUGCUUAGCAGGUGAAUUGGCAACUGCUAUGUCAGAAUUGGAAGAAAGUAACUCCAAAUUGGCUUCUGUCAAGGCACAAAGUGAUGGAUCAAAUGUUGCACCAAUUUUUUAUUCAAAAUUAGGAAAUAAGCAAUCUGCUAUAGAUGUGGCUAAAAAUGAAAAGGAAAUACAAGACAUGGAGGCUUUCCUUAAGGAGAUUCAGGUUUUAGUUACAAGUAGGAUGGAGGAAAUUGGUAAUCUGCAGGAAAUAAGAAUAGAAAAUUUAAAGAAGCUGGUGAACUUACAGAAUGUUUUGGUGGAUAUCAACAGCGUCUCUUCUUCCGGAGUAUUUCUAAUGCUAAAAGAACAACUGGAUAAAUCAAAAAUGGAAAUGAAUCAGUUUCGAAUUUCCUUGAAGAAACUACAGGUUGAAAAGGACAACUUCCUUUGGCAUGAAAAGGAAGUGAACAUGGAAGCUAAUGUAGCUGUUAUUUCUGGGAAGAUUUGUGAAUUUUCAAAAUCUCGAAUUGCUGAACUAGAAGAAGAAUUGCCAAAGUUUAUUCAGGAUCGGAUUGCAAUGGAGACCAAGGUUGAAGAAACUUUGAGAGAACUCGGUAGGAAAGAGAUCAUUGCAGGUUUCAAAGAACAUGUAUCUUCACUUCCUAAGGAGAUGGUAGCCAUGCAAAGUGAGUUGGAAAAAUUAAAAGAUUCUUCUUCUGAAAUUCAUUGCUUGCGAGCUCAAGUGCAGUCUUUAUCUGCAAUAUUGCAACGGGAGGUUGACAAGUUGCAAUCUAUGUUUGAUAAAUCUGCUGGCCAGCUUCACGAGAUAAAAAAUCUGCAUUUGGUGGUGGUAGAUUUAAGAGAGAGUGAGCAAGAGUUGAAGCUUUUUUUGGAUAUGUAUCGGCGUGAAUCCACAGAUUCUUGGGAUAUUAUGGAGUCUCGAGGCAUGGAAUACAAGGCAUUGGCUCAUGUUCAAAGUCUUAAAUCUUCCCUUGACGAGCAUAAUUUGGAUUAUCGUGUAAAGGUUGCUAUUGAAGCUGAGGGGAGAACACAAAAGAGGCUUGCAACUGCUGAAGCUAAAAUUGCUGAUUUAAGACAGAACUUGGAAUUAUCUCUAAGGCAAAUAGUAAAGUCAUCAGAAAAUCUGACAUCUAAGCAUGAAGAGGGUCUAGUCUAUCUUUCUGAGAUUGAGAGUAUUGGGCAAGCAUAUGAGGAUUUACGAACUCAGAAUCAACAACUGUUGCAGGAAAUCACAGAGAGGGAUGAGUACAAUAUUAAGCUUUUAAUGGAGGGUAUCAAAGCAAGACAGCUGCAUGAUGUUGUUUAUAGGGAAGUAGGAACCAUGGAUGAAAAGCUUCAAGAAGCAGAUUUGUUGAUGCAUCUCUAUGGUCUGAAAGCUUUGAGGUUUGAUGAGGAGUUGAAAGUCUGUUCAGAUCAGGUUGCAAAACUAGCUGAUGAUGGGCGGCAAAGUUCUAUUGCCUUGGGUAAUGCACAAAGAAUACUAUCUGAUGUUUGCACAGAAUCUCAUAAGUUGAGGAAUUCUCUGAAUGAAAUGCAAGUACAAGUGGAGAGAAGUAGAUUGGAGUUCACCGACAUUCUAAUAGAGUUAGAGAGGGAGAGGUUCAACAAAAGGAUGAUAGAUGAGGGGUUAGCAGUGAUGAAAAUUAAAGCUACAUCGCUUAGAUCACAAACUGAAGGCUCAGUCGUGUUGGAAGAGCUUCAACAAGAGAAAAGUGAAUAUAGGGGAAUCCUGAAAUGUUACAUUUGCCAUGAACGUCAGAAAGAGGUUGUCAUCACCAAAUGCUAUCAUUUAUUCUGUAGCCAGUGUAUUCGCAGGAUUGCUGAAAGUCGUCAUCGUAAGUGUCCUAUUUGCUCGGCAAGCUUUGGGCGGAAUGAUAUAAAGUCUGUCUAUUUAUGAUACUGAACAUCUUAUAGAUUACACAAAAGAGCUUAGGUUGGAAUUACAGCAGCCUCGCAUACCUGUGAGAACUGCUGGGUACCAAAAAUCCUUUUGCUCUCGCCAAAGCUUGACUGGUAGAGAAUUUGUCUCAUACAUUGCAUCAAAGAGUGGCCUAUACACUGGAGCUUAACAAAACCUCAUUGAUUAGGAUAAAUGGUUUCGGUAUAAAGUAUACUUUUAUUUUUUUGGGGGAGCGGUCGAUCGAUGACCAUGUAAAAUUUUGAUUGUUUUUCAUUCUCUUCCUAACAUUUGAUAGAAUUUGAAAUUGGGUCAACUAUUCUAUGAUUUGUAUUGUUCGAUUUGCUUUCGUUUGCA
Molecule: messenger RNA, 3369 nt
Organism: Dendrobium catenatum
Lineage: Eukaryota; Viridiplantae; Streptophyta; Magnoliopsida; Asparagales; Orchidaceae
Product: E3 ubiquitin-protein ligase BRE1-like 1
Exons: 21
Coding region: 1-3012 (1003 amino acids)
Cellular component (GO): nucleus; HULC complex
Molecular function (GO): ubiquitin protein ligase activity
Source: RefSeq, a predicted model, not a curated record